CUGUAUUUUAAAAUAAAAGAGAUGUUUUCUUAUCACCAAAGCAACCCAUUUCAUCUUUUGUUUACUAGAAAGUGGAUCAGAUUAACCGGGGAUGUUGCGCAAGUAUGUGUGCAAGCUGGCCAAUGUGUAAUAAAUGGGAGUGUUUAACAGUCUUGAAAGCAGAACAGCUCCAUCACUUCCUACUAGAGAGAACACUGCAUCGACCGCUUCAACUGUCAGUGCAAAUGGUGAGUCAAUGAAAUUUUUAAUUUGAUUUACUAACUGGGUUAUUCAUAUCAUAAUCCUUUUUCUAACCCUCAAAUGUAUGUGAUUUUGUGAAGGUAAUUAAGUAGCUGACUUUACUAGUUUGUUAUUGAGAGAUCGUUUAUUCGAUCAAAUAUACAUACAGUACAAUUUUAGACAAGAAAUUUCCUAUUUUUUGGAGAUUGAAAAGGAGUAGGUAGAAACUAUUUAGCCUAUUUGUACCUACCCUCAUUCCUUCCUAUUUGUUGACCCUUUACAUGUCAUGCAGACUUCAUAAUUGUUGAAGUCUGUAUGAAAUAAAUGAAACUGAGAUUUGUAAAGAAGAAUAAAAAUCAGAAAUAAAACUUCAUGUUUGACAACUUUUUCAUUCACAGCUUUUACCCAUCAUGGAUGAAUAUGAGGAGUAUGAUUAUAACAGCACUGAUUUCAAUUUCACUGAUUAUGUGAUUCCUGAAAUUGUGACCCCUGGGAUUCUACCAAUCCAGAUAGCAGCUCUGGCCCUCUACGGCCUUGUGGUGCUGCUGGGUGUCCCUGGAAAUGCUUUGGUGGUUUGGGUGACAGGAUUCUGCAUGCCCCGCUCCGUGACUUCCCUGUGGUUCCUCAACCUAGCCCUGGCUGAUCUCCUGUGCUGCCUCUCCAUCCCCCUACUGAUGGUCCCUCUUGCCCACGAUGACCACUGGCAUUUUGGUCCACUCAUGUGCACUCUGGUCAGAGGCCUGUUUUACAUGAUGAUGUACUGCAGCAUCCUGCAGCUGGUUCUGAUCAGUGUGGAUCGCUGGUUACUUGUCUGUAGACCGGUCUGGUGUCAGAACAAGAGGCGACCUAAGCAGGCUGCAUUUGUGUGUGUUGCUAUCUGGUGUUUGGCCCUCAUAGGGAGCAUCCCGCAGUUUCUGUACGCCGAAGAGAGAGGAGCAGGGGAAGAAAAGCGAGAGUGUCUGAUAAGUUACCCGAAACACAGCGCCUGGAUCGUCACUUCCUACCGCUUUAUCGUGGGAUUCGUCCUCCCCUUCCUGAUCAUUGUAGCCUGUCAUGUUGUGGUGUACAGCAAAGCAGAGAGUGGACUUUCAAGGGGUCGAACCCGCUCUCGGCGCACUCUGAGAGUCAUCGUUGCAGUGGUGCUGAGCUUCUUCCUGUGCUGGCUUCCUCUGCACAUAGUGGACUUCUUCGUCUUAGUGACUCCUCGACAUUCUCCAGAAAGUCCCAAAGUUUACCUGGCACACGUCCUUGCAUUGUGUCUGGCCUAUUUUAACAGCUGCCUCAACCCCCUGCUCUAUGUGUGUCUGGGCCGAGGCUUUAAAGACAGCAUGAAUCGCUCCCUGCGCAACAUCCUGCACUUCAUCAGCGAGGAUCCAAACAUCAAAGUGAGCAUUACAAACAAUGACACUAAGACCACCACCACCAAUGAGAAAGAGAUGACAAAAAUCUAAGAAUGUGUCAUUUAUAAUAUCCUGUACAGAAUGUUUUUAUUAUGUAAAGUGAUCCACUUCUUACUUCUGGUGUAAAGGAAGAAAUUUGGCUUUACUCAUAAAAAUACACAACUCAGAUUCACCAUGAACCCUGCAUUUGGUAACACUUUACAACAACCAUAAUUUAUAAAUGGUGAAUAGAUAGUUUAUUAAUGUUUAAUCAUCAUUUAAAAACAGCAUGUAGACCAAUUAUAAAUGCCAAAUAUAUAGUUUAUUAAUGUAAGUUAAAAGUACUUUACCAUUAACAAGCAAUGACAUGAUUAUUAAUUUUCAUUAACUAUUAAUGGACUAUUUUUUAAAGGUUUAUAUAGGAUUUAAAUAUUGGCUGUAAAACAUCUAGAUUGAAAUGUGUGUCAGUAGCACUUUGUACAUGGUUAAUAUUUGUUUUUUAAACCAUCUAUAAACAUCACUUAGAUGAAUAUUGUAAAGUUGCAGCUAAUGUUUGUAAUACUUUUUAAAUGAUUAAUACGUGGUUUAUAAACCACCAAUAAACAUUACUUAGAUGGUUAUUGUUCAGUAGGGGUUAGGGUUAGGUUUUUAAAAUUUGUUAUGAAUGAUGAUUAAACAUAAAUAAACUAUCUGCUUACCAUUUAUAAAUAGUCUAUUUACCAUUUAUAAGUUAUGGUUAUUGUAAAGUGUUACCAGAUUUAAAAUGAAGUGACAUGUGUAUGGUAAAUAAACUUUGUGUAACAGAAGGAAAAUGAAAACAGGCUUUUUAAAAUGUAUCUAAGAAAUGCCUCUGACAUAGAUCUACGCAUCAGAAACUAAUGGAAAAUGUGUCAUGUUUGCUGUGGAUGUUGCAACAUAACUUCUACUGCUUCUGUUUUCUCCAGCACAGGAUGAAGUGCAGAUUUUGCCCAGAGCAUUUGUGUUAUUCUAAGAAAUGCAGAAACGGGCGGUUUCCUUUUUUUUUUGUACCAACUGUGUUUUGUAAUUCAACUAAAGAAGUUUGUGACCUAGAUUAUGCACUAUUGAGACUACGGACAGUUAAUAAUACCAUCUUAAAGUGCAUAUAUAUCUGGUAUCCACAUGUAAGAGUAAUCCAGUUAUGCUAAGAGAAAAAGUCAUAUCUGCUUGUUUGACAGUGCUGCACAUCAUCCACUAGAGGGAGCUAUGUUCUGCAUUUCUGAUGCUCAGUUACUUGUGAUUGUAUAAAUGUGACCUCUCAGUUAUGGGACCGGCUGCCAGAGACCCUAAAGAUAGAUUUCUUUAUUUUUUGAUGUAAAUAGGUUUUCUAAAUAAAUCAUGUCCACAUCUCCAUCAUAUGCAAAUUCAUGAUAAUACUAUCGCUCCUGCCUGUCCUAAUGUGUGUUCUUGUAUUUCAGGAUGAUCAUAUUGUUCAGGCCAUUCAUCCUGUAUUACUAAGCUGAGUAAUAAAAAUAUCAAAUCUUUUACAA
Molecule: messenger RNA, 3106 nt
Organism: Xyrichtys novacula (pearly razorfish)
Lineage: Eukaryota; Metazoa; Chordata; Actinopteri; Labriformes; Labridae
Source: the annotation of a GenBank genome assembly